Molecule: messenger RNA, 3873 nt
Organism: Spirodela intermedia
Lineage: Eukaryota; Viridiplantae; Streptophyta; Magnoliopsida; Alismatales; Araceae
Source: the annotation of a GenBank genome assembly
AUGGUUUCGACGACUCCGCUGCUGGAGGGGAAGGAGGGAGGAGGGGUGUGGGAGAGAUGGGGGAGGAGCGAGGCGGCGGAGGCGAAGCAUCAGGUGGUGUUCUCGGUGCCGAUGAUUUUGACGAACGUGGCGUAUUACUGCAUCCCGCUCGUCUCCGUAAUGUUCGCCGGCCACCUGGGCAAUCUCGAGCUCGCUGGAUCCACCCUCGCCAACUCCUGGGCCACCGUCACCGGCUUUACCCUCGUGGUAUCCUCUCCUUUCUCUUUCUCUCUCUCUCGACCUGUCGAUCUCUCUCUAAUUUGCGACUCUUGUUCCUUCAUCUCACUAAGAUCGAUCCCUCAUUCAUCCCACCUUCUCUCUAGAAUCAGUUACUUCCUCUCAUCCGUGGGCUUCAUCUCGUCAUCUCUCCCCCCCUGCGAUCUCUCUCUCUCUCUCUCGCCCCCUCCUAAUCCGUGUGGUUUAUCUCGUCAUGUCUCUAGCUCGACGAUCUCUCUCUCUCUCUCUCUCUCUCUCUCUCUCUUUCUCAUCUGCAACUGUUGUUCGUUCAUCCCUCUAAGAUCCAUCCGUCAUCACUCCCAUCUUCUCCGUCGAAUCAUUCCCUCCCAUCCGUGCUCUUCAUCUCGUCAUCUAUCUAACCCUAUGAUCUCUCUCACUCUCGCCCCCUCCUAAUCUGUGCGUGUUAUCUCGUCAAAUCUCUAGCGGUCCAAUUUCUCUCUCUGUCUCUCUCAUUUGCGACUGUUGUUCCUUCAUACCUCUAAGAUUCGUUCCUCAUUUCUCCCCCCUUUCUCUCUAGAAUCACUCCCUCCCUCUCAUCCCUGCACUUCAUCUCGCCAUCUCUCUAACCCAACGAUGCCUGUCAAUCUCUCUCUCCCCCUCUCCUAAUCCGUGUCUGUUGCCUCGUCAUGUCUCUCUCUCUAAUUUGCGACUAUUUUUACUUCAUCCCACCAAGAUCCAUCCCUCAUCACUUCCUCCUUCUCUCUAUAAUCACUCCCUCUCAUCCGUGCGAUUCAUCUUGUCAUCUCUCUAACCCUAUGAUCUCUCUCUCUUGCACCCACCCAUCAGUCCGUCCGCUUUAUCUCGCCAUCUCUCUGUCUAUGAUCUCUCUCUCCCCAAUUUCUACUGUCUGGUUUCUAGGGCAUCUCUCUCUAGAUCCGGCCUUCGUCGCUCUCUCUAGAAUAAAGCAGUUGAACUGGGGUCCACUCCGAGACAAGCUGGGAUCCUUCGUCUCUUUCAUCAAACAAAUUAUUUAGGUCGGGCUAGCCCGGCCCGGCCAGAAAAUCUUACGGAAGCCCGGGACGUCUCCCUAUCGGCCAAAAUCCGCCACUCCCAGCAGAACGGCCCUCGGGCUGAACACGUGGGAUUAGAAACGGGCCCACUAUUCCUGGCCGGGCCGGUUCUUCAUCAAUGAAAUUAAACACGUUCGCAAAAACUCUUUCCUCCUUCAAACAAAAUGUCCACGUAUUUACGCAAAUUGCCAUCCUGAUUGGGCUGAGCAGUAGGGAUGGGGGCAGGGGACGCUCAACGAAGUUGCCAUUUUUCUCCUUCUUCUUAUACCUGGUCGUUCUUAAAAAAUGGCGACUUACUUACGAAAGCUGCCAUCCAGAUCGGGCUGAGCGGGGCACUGGAGACGCUCUGCGGGCAGGCCUACGGCGCCAAGCUGUACCGGACUAUGGGCAUCUACCUGCAGGCGUCGAUGAUCACUGCCAUCGCCGUCUCCUGCGUCCUCGCCGUCGUCUGGUGGUUCUCGGAGUCCAUCCUCAUCGCUCUCCGCCAGGAGCCGGCGGUGGCGCACGCCGCCGCCGUGUACAUGCGGCCGCUCAUCCCGGCGCUCUUCGCUUACGGGCUGCUCCAGUGCCUGCUGAGGUUCCUGCAGACGCAGUCCGCGGUGGCGCCGCUCGUCGUGUGCUCUGUGGGGCCGCUGGCACUGCACGUACUGAUCACCUACGUGCUGGUUCACCCGGCAGGGAUGGGGUUCGUCGGCGCCCCCGUGGCGGCGGCGGUGUCGCUGUGGAUUUCGUUCCUGAUGCUGGGCUCGUAUGUGAAGUACUCGAAGAGAUUCUCAGAGACCUGGCAGGGCUUCUCGACCGAGGCCUUUGAGCACGUCCUUCCCAGUAUGCGGUUGGCCAUCCCGUCAGCUGUUAUGGUCUGGUAUGCUCCUUCCCACUCCGCUCGCGCACACACACACACAUGUUGCCUUCCGGAAUUUGUUUUAAACGUUCGACAAAGCAGUGAUUUAGCCGAAGAAGAUACAAUCUCCUUUCCGCUCUAGCCGGUGAAUUGUCUCAGGAUUUUCCAAUUUAUAGCUUCUACGGUUCUUCAAUAUUUCACUUUGUACGUAUUCAUUGCACAACUCUGGUCUGAAAAUAUAAAAACUUAUUUAGCCAUUAUUUCACCUUUUAUAGGAUGCCAAAUAGAACAAUUUUAGCCUAAAUUGUCAGCCGCAUCAACAGUUGUAACCGGUUUAGACCCACCAAUAUCUUUGAGGUUUUUCCUUUUUUUCCUUAUUUCUUUUAAAAAACGAAUGAAACAUAUAUUUAUUAGUAAGUUUUUGAUGUGUGAAAUUCAAUGAACCACAAGUUUUUAUUGGUGUUUCCCGAAGAAAUUAUCUUUAUUAAUAGAGGAAUAUAAUUUUGUUUGACGAGUGAUAUUACUCUUGCAGCUUGGAAUACUGGGCUUUUGAACUUCUUGUGUUAUUGGCUGGUCUGAUGCCCCACUCAGAAUUGAGCACCUCACUAAUUGCAAUUUGGUAUGCCCAUCUUCAGCUAUCAAAUUAGAUCAUAAAAAUUAUUAGUCAAUAUUGUAUAAAUAUUAACUUGAUAUUUUGGUGGAUUUCAGUGUUAACACAGAGGCUGUGUCAUUCAAUGUUACCUAUGGGUUUAGUGCUGCUGUGAGGUACGCAUAGUCACUUGUUCAUAAUUAUGAAUAUAAAUUAUAUUCAUAAUUAUGAUUCUAAUUUAUUUUUUUCCCCUUUUGUAGCACACGUGUGGCAAAUGAAUUGGGGGCAGGAAAUGUGGACAAGGCAAAGAAUGCAGUUAGGGUGACAUUGAAGCUCUCAGUAAUUCUUGCACUGACAAUUGUCGUUUUUUUGGUCUUUGGUCACAAUAUAUGGGCUAACUUGUUCAGUAGUAGCCCAGAUAUUAUUAGGGAGUUUGCCUACAUGACCCCGCUACUAUCAAUUUCCAUACUACUAGACUCGGCACAGGGGAUUCUAUCAGGUGACUACCAUAGGAAAUAAAAUCCAUAGAUAGUACUGAUUUUUAAUAUCUUGCUAAUCAUGUGAAUAAUUGAUUCAGGGGUAGCAAGAGGAUGUGGUUGGCAACAUCUAGCAGCAUGGACCAACCUAGCAGCAUUCUACGUGAUUGGGAUGCCGAUUGCACUUGUUCUUGGGUUUGUCCUAAAGUUCUAUUACAAGGUUGGUAUUCUUAGGUGUAUUUUGAGAUCUUAAAACUAGUUUUAACAACAUAUGGUUGACAAUUCAUUUUUUAUGGCUGAAAUCUAUGAUUUAUAGCUAUUUUUAUAAGGCCUUGGGCAUAGUCUUCAUACAUGAACAACCUAUCUAGUAUAGUGAUUCUCAAGGUGCCAUUAGAGUACUACACGUUCCAAGGAUUACUAAUAGUUUACAUUUCAAUAUCUUUUUAUUUUCCCUUGGUUUAGAGAUACACAUGCAGUGUUUCAUUCAAUAAUGUUAGCCAAUUACAACCAGAUUAUUGAAGGAAUUGACAUCUACUCUGGGCACGUCUCAUGCAGGGACUCUGGAUGGGCUUGAUCUGUGGCUUGUUUUGCCAAGCUUGCACCCUCCUCAUCAUCACGCUGCGCACUAAUUGGUCAACCAUACACCUGUCCGUGGACAAAGAAAAACCUUUGCUAGUAUGA